AUGGUGAUGGCCCAGUUUGGUCAUCACCAGCUGGUGAUGGUGAUGGCCCAGUGUGGUCAUCAUCGAUUGGUGAUGAUGGUGAUGGUGAUGGUGAUGGUGAUGGCCCAGUGUGGUCAUCACCAACUGAUGAUGGUGAUGGCCCAGUGUGGUCAUCAGCAAGUGAUGAUGGUGAUAGCCCAGUGUGGUCAUCACCAAUUUGUCCUCAAGCUGACCUCUGCCAGCACAGCGCUGAGGUCUGAAGGUUCCCUGGCAGCGAUGGAGGAAGGCGAGGACGGCCUGGUGGGGGAGAAGAGCCCCUCAGAGAGGGACGGGGCCACCUCGGACCAUGAGGGCUCUGCCGAGCGUGACGCCUCCAGCCCCCCCGGCAGCGAAGAUGUGGAGUCCAGAGAUGCCCCAGAGAGUCCGAAGGAAUUGGAGAAGCCAGAUCCCGGAGAAAACCCACAGGAGAUGGAUGCCUGGAAUGGGCCAGAUGAGCUGGAUCUGGCGGUGCAGGAGGGGGAGAGGCAGGUGAGAACCCGCAGGAGCCUCCCCGAGGGCUUCUCCUGGGGACCCUUCCAGGGCAGCAUCCACAGCGAGCCGACGUCGCCGGGGCACAGCGAGACGCAGAGCCCACCCGUGACGCUGGUGCUGGGGGACGAGAGCUGCUGGCUGUCCCGACUGCCCCUCGUGCCCAGAGAGCCCGACGCCAACGCCGUGAUCUACAGGAAGGAUGAAGCCCUGUGGUGCCGGACGACGCGCGCCCUGCAGGAGGACGAGGCCGUGUGCGCCUUCGUGGUGGCGGAGCCACCGGCCGUCGCCAACCACCACGCGGUGAAAGCGGAGCCCGGCGAGUCGCCGUACCCGGCCACGCUGCACUCGGACAUCCAGCUGCUGCCGCAGCAAGCCGGCAUGGCCGCCAUCCUGGCCACCGCCGUGGUUAACAAGGAUGUCUUCCCGUGUAAGGACUGCGGGAUCUGGUACCGGAGCGAGCGCAACCUUCAAGCCCACCUGAUGUACUACUGUGCCAGCCGGCAGAGCGCCGGCUCGCCCGCCCUGGAGGAGAAACCGAAGGAAACCUACCCCAACGAGCGCGUCUGCCCCUUCCCCCAGUGCAAGAAGAGCUGCCCCAGCGCCAGCUCCCUGGAGAUCCACAUGCGGAGCCACAGCGGAGAGCGGCCGUUCGUCUGCCUGAUCUGCCUGUCUGCCUUCACCACAAAAGCCAACUGCGAGCGUCACCUGAAGGUGCACACCGACACCCUGAAUGGCAUGUGCCACAGCUGCGGCUUCAUCUCCACCACAAGGGACAUCCUCUACAGCCACCUGGUCACCAACCACAUGAUCUGCCAGCCAGGCUCCAAGGGAGAGGUGUACUCACCGGGGCCAGCCCUGCCCACCGCCAAACCCCUCACCUCUGACAGGGGGGUACAGACCCCCCCGGCCAAGGCUGUGCCCGGCCCCGUGCCCAACGGCAACCACAGGUACUGUCGCCUCUGCAACAUCAAGUUCAGCAGCCUCUCCACCUUCAUCGCCCACAAGAAGUAUUACUGCUCCUCCCACGCCGCCGAGCACGUCAAGUAA
Charadrius vociferus (killdeer) is the source of this 1557-nucleotide messenger RNA. RefSeq names its product zinc finger protein, FOG family member 1 (gene ZFPM1). The record is from RefSeq and is a predicted model, not a curated record. The transcript has 11 exons. The coding region runs from base 1 to 1557 and encodes 518 amino acids. Gene Ontology annotation, molecular function: RNA polymerase II-specific DNA-binding transcription factor binding. Lineage: Eukaryota; Metazoa; Chordata; Aves; Charadriiformes; Charadriidae. Gene Ontology annotation, biological process: negative regulation of transcription by RNA polymerase II; erythrocyte differentiation; megakaryocyte differentiation. Gene Ontology annotation, cellular component: nucleus.